AUGGCUUACAUUCUUGACUUACCUGCCGAGCUCAUUUUUCCAAUUCUCGAUGACCUGCAUACCACCCAUCCACCAUCCCUGGUCGCUUUUGCGUGUACAAACAAACGCAGUCAUCAUCUCUCGAAGCCGGCGCUCACUCGUGGUCGCUAUCACACCCUUGCAUUUAAAGUUGAUUUAACGAGACUACAGGACGAUGUAAAGAAGUGUACUCUUGAGCUAGAAAGGGACAAGGGUGCCUUCGAUGCUGUACGCUGCCUGAUUAUAGAGACAAUAGAGUGGCGAUCUCUAAAGAUCUACGACGACGAAGUAAGUGACGAGGACUUAUCUCAAAGGCCAUUAUUUCGCUGGAAACGUUAUGAUACUCUGGAACGCCAAGAAAUUGAUUCACUCACCCGCUAUCACACUGAACGAUGGCCUGAAUCGGAUCGCUGUGACCUUGAUGACGGCUCAUGGAUGCCAUUGGCGGACCUUCUUCGUCGCCUUCCUCAGCUAGGAGACCUAGUCUACCUGGGCCUGACCCAAUUUCCCCCGUGUAUGCUUGAUGCCCUUCAUACCUCUAUACCAUCUUGCAGACUAUUUCUGCAUAACUUCAUGCUACGCUCCAUUGUUGAGGGGGAUAGGCUAGACGAAUAUGACUAUACACUGGUUACCUCACCCUGUCUAUAUGGUCUCACAAUUUCAUGCGACGAUGUACAAAUCUCUGAGGAGUUAUACAGCUUCCAUCAGGAAGCCAUUCAGCGUAUGGUAUAUGGGCUCUCGCCAAACCUGAAAGAAAUUCAUAUAGAUCGUGACCGCCUAGGUGGUUUCGCAGCACGGUUUCCCUUGAAACCUGCCUAUAGUUGGAACCAACACUGGCAGGGUUUUACCUUGGACAAAAAACUUCCGGGGACAUUUCAAAAGGGUGCGCUAGAGCGCAUAGUGUUGUCCAAGACAGAAACAGACAUCAUCAAACGGGAUAUAGAACCGUGGAGUGAGUAUACAGAUUUCUCAAAGUUGCGUGUCUUGAGGCUCUGUACCUAUGUCUGUAACAUUCAGGAAGACGUGCUAGAGUACCUUUUGACCUUUAACUUUGCAUCUCUUGAGACAUUUGAACUAUGCAUGGGAAAAUUUAGUCGGACCUCCUUUUUUCUUCUGCCAUGCUCAUCUUCCUUUGCCCGUGCUACUACACGGUUUCUCGAACAAGUACCUGCUCUAUCGACUCUUAAGCUUCAGGAUUGGGACCCAAAACUUGAGCUGGAUGUUCUCCAAUAUUCCAACCUACGCAAACUUCAUUUAAAGCCAGUGGUUGGUUCGUCUGUAUCCCUCAACAACCUCAACCAUAUAGCCAAAUACUGCCCUUUACUUUCGACCCUUGUCAUAACCCUCCGCCGCCUUCGGGGAAACGCAGAUGAGGUCAAAAUGUAUAAAGUUCUAGGCUCUAUGGCCAGACUAGCCUACCUGGAUCUCUUAUUGGAUGUGGAAGACCCCAAGUUUCGCUUGGGAGGUUGCGGGAAGGCGCCUGAUAUUCCUAGCGAUCCUUCUUUUGAUGACUUUGACAAGGAAUUUUAUCCCCAGAUAACCCUCGGAUCUUACAAAUGCCCCCGUAAAGGACAUUUGCGGGAUGGGUUCAUAAAUAGUGCUCUUGACGCCGACCUGGUUUCCUCUAUUUUUCGCACGAUAAAUUCGGCUAAGCCAGAUAUAUCGGUCCUACUCAAAAAGAUGACCAUUAGAGUCGACACAACGGAAUUCACAAAUGAUAUAUAUGACAGGGGCGCAAGUACGCUUUACUACAAUGUCCUCAGAUAUCUCGGUGUAGAGUGGACAGUAGAACGAAAUUACUCAGAUCUUACUAUGGAUAACCUCAUCGCGAUCAGAACAGGGAAGAACAGAAUCGAGUGGAAUAGAUGUUUGCAGUCCUUUGAUGAUACGUGCCGUGACCUAGGCGCUGUAUUCCAUAAUCUGUGGCCUUCAAAAGGGGGAUCUAGCGAAGAAAAUGACUGGCAUAGCUUCCCACUGGCCACGGGUGAUAAUGAAGCAGAAAUCGAGCGAUGGCUCAACAGAAACAAGUCAGGUUAA
Messenger RNA from Trichophyton benhamiae CBS 112371, 2055 nucleotides. RefSeq lists its product as uncharacterized. The transcript has a single exon. The record is from RefSeq and is a predicted model, not a curated record. The coding region runs from base 1 to 2055 and encodes 684 amino acids. Lineage: Eukaryota; Fungi; Ascomycota; Eurotiomycetes; Onygenales; Arthrodermataceae.